This is a messenger RNA of Nicotiana attenuata, 844 nucleotides long. RefSeq names its product probable inactive dual specificity protein phosphatase-like At4g18593. Gene Ontology annotation, biological process: protein dephosphorylation. The coding region runs from base 276 to 659 and encodes 127 amino acids. The record is from RefSeq and is a predicted model, not a curated record. Lineage: Eukaryota; Viridiplantae; Streptophyta; Magnoliopsida; Solanales; Solanaceae. Gene Ontology annotation, molecular function: protein tyrosine/serine/threonine phosphatase activity. The transcript has 3 exons.
AUAAUUUUGAAGAAAUGCUCAACCGUGUAAAAAUCUCUACUACUUUGGAUAUGUUGCGAUGUCAUGAUUGGGUUUGAUGGAUUUCUGAGCCCAAAUCCAUCCGAAAUUCAGACCCUAAACCCAAUUGAUAUCGGACUCUAACCCCAACUUCAAAUACCGCCAUAUACUCCGUCAUGGCUACAAACAUCGCUCUUUUUCCACUUUCUCUCCGACGAAAUCCCCGCACUUCUCUUUCUUCUGCAAAAAAAUCAUCACUAUAAAGUAACCUAGUACCCAUGGAAGCAGCUAAUAACACUGAUGUUAGUACUGAAGCAAAACCACAAGUCAUAUACCGCUGCAAGAAAUGUCGAAGGAUUGUUGCAUCAGCAGAGCAAGUUGUUCCACAUGAACCUGGAGAAGGCCAAAAAUGCUUCAAGUGGAAAAAGAGAAGCAACAAUCCCUGGGAGCAGGAGGCACCUCAAUGCUCCUCUAUUUUUGUUGAGCCCAUGAAGUGGAUGCAAGUUGUUGAAGAUGGUUGUGUCCAAGACAAGCUUCAGUGCCUGGGUUGCAAAGCACGCCUUGGUUACUUCAAUUGGGCAGGCAUGCAGUGCAAUUGUGGAGCAUGGAUUAACCCCGCAUUUCAGCUGCACAAGAGUCGAUUAGAUGAAUGCCAACUUUAAGUAUUUGCCGGUUUGUACUGAGGCGUGGUUAAUGGUUAUGUAUAUCGGUUAAAAACUUACCUCCAUAUUAUUAGGGUAUAGCUAUUCAAUAUUUGGAAGAAAGAAGACGGUUUUUGAUUGAUGAUGGGGUACUCGAUGUAAAGUUAAUCUCAAGUAAUUAUAGCCUAAUGGAGUUGCUAACAGUC